CCCGAAAAUAAUUUUCAUGCAUCACUAAACUUAUUCAGUGAUUUACGUGUAAAACUAAACCGAAAUGAUCGGUAAAGUUCUUUUGCUUGCAGCAGUGUGCAGCGGUUUGGUGUUGACCCUACCCUGUGACAAUUAUGAGAACAUUUAUCGUUGCGUAACUGGUGAACCCAAAGUAGUCACCAUUUUAGAACAAAACUAUUCAUGCGGAGAUGGUUUUACUUGCAAUGUCAAUUAUCGGGAGGUUGAAGCCACUUGUAGUCCUUGCAUUACAAUGGAACUAUUUUGCGGCGCAGUGUUCACGUGUCUUAACGAAACAACAUUCAAAAUGGGCUUAAACCAAUUUAAUUGUGGUGCAGAGCAACAUUGUAAUGCAGAUUUGAAAAACAGCUGCGAACCAUGUGUUAAGAAAGAGUGCGAAGUCAUUUGGACAUGUGAUAAAGCUGACCCAACUCAUUUCUUAAUCAACGGUGUAAAAUAUCCGUGUGAUACGGAUAAAAUAUGCAACGAUAAGAUUCCCCCCACGGAAUGCGAAGCUUGUAUUGCAAAACCAGCGGCGUAAUUAAACGUUUUCAUUGUUAUCAAAAACCACUACAAAUGUUAUAAAUAAAUACUUAUUCAAUUCAAAUUUAUAAUAAAAUUUAUAUCAACCAAUAAUAA
Messenger RNA from Dalotia coriaria, 657 nucleotides. RefSeq lists its product as uncharacterized. The record is from RefSeq and is a predicted model, not a curated record. NCBI's taxonomy places the organism in Eukaryota, Metazoa, Arthropoda, Insecta, Coleoptera, Staphylinidae. The transcript is spliced from 5 exons. Bases 65 to 559 code for a protein of 164 amino acids.